Symbiodinium natans is the source of this 537-nucleotide messenger RNA. The record is from the annotation of a GenBank genome assembly. Lineage: Eukaryota; Dinophyceae; Suessiales; Symbiodiniaceae.
AUGCACGAGGGGGGCCAAGAGGUUGUCAUCAGAUCCGUGGCCGUUCCGAAAUUGCUGUGCUCGCACUGCGCGCUCUGCCAUGCCGAGCUGGUCUUGCACAUCAGCACAAUCAUCAACUUCUCCCAGGCCGGUAUGGCGCUCAUUCUGGCUGUGGCUUUGGGCUACUUCGGAUCGCUGAAGGAGGAGAAGCUCAUCAAAAUGGGCCUGUUGACGAAACUGGCUGGUUUCUUCUGCAAGAAGUUGCCCACAUUGGAGAAUCUGGCUGAUGUUGCCAGCUUGGCUCUGUUUUCUUGGUUGGUUAUCAUCACAUACGUCCCACCUAUCUUCGAUUUGGAGUGGAUGGAGGAUUGUUUUUCGAAUGAGCUCUUGCGGGUCACCUGCUUCAUUCCACUUCUGCUCUGGCUUUGUAGAUUCUUGCUGGGCCGAUGCGCCAAGCGGUAUACAAGGGUGCCUCCACAACUUUACACUCCUGUGCGACGCCUGCCUGUCGGGCUCCGACACCUGAACGCGUUCAUGCGCUGCCUUGGGCCCGUCUAG